CUCUCAACUCCUAUCAAAGCUUUCUCCAAAACUCAAAAACAAACCCUCUCAGAAGAAUACAGGAGAGUUCUUUCCCUCCAUUUUCUCUCUCCCCAAACACAUGAGAGAAGAAACUUCUAGUAUUAUUACUAGUACUCUUACUCCUAUUUUAAGAAGCAAUGGAGAACCAAGAUUUCUCUCCGCCACACGUGGACGCAUCACGGCCGUCCCUGGGCUUCCCUCUCGGCACCGCCUUACUCUUAAUCAUCAUCUUCAGCUUAAGCGGUAUCUUCUCUUGUUGCUACCACUGGGACAAGCUCAGAUCCCUCCGUAGAUCUUUCGCUUCCGACGCCUCUGAUUCUGCCGAUCUCGAAAACGGCCCAAUCAAACCCAACGCUUCUAAUUCGGAUUUGAAGGGAAACCAAUGGCAGAGCUUGCCAGUUUUGAUGCCUGGAGAUACUGUACCGAAGUUUAUAGCAAUGCCCUGUCCUUGUGAGCCAAUACGACAUGAAAAGAUUGUCGUUGAUUUGCCCAAGCCUCCUAAGCCACCACGCUUUCCGGUGCCUCUCUAUUAGCUAAUACUACCCUCUUCUGGUGUACAGUUUAAUGUUACAAAAUUAUUAUAUAUAAUAUAUAUAUGUUAAAUUUAAUUUAAUUUUACUUCGUAUAUCAUAAAAAAAAUGCAUGUGUUUUGUAAAUGAUAAUUUAUGAUUACCAAAUUUUUUCUUUGGUUGAAGUUAUCAUUUAUUUUUUGAAUUUUAAAUCUGAUUAUUUCAAUGAUAUUGUAUCUUAUCUCCU
Cannabis sativa is the source of this 777-nucleotide messenger RNA. RefSeq lists its product as uncharacterized. The coding region runs from base 159 to 554 and encodes 131 amino acids. Lineage: Eukaryota; Viridiplantae; Streptophyta; Magnoliopsida; Rosales; Cannabaceae. The transcript has 2 exons. The record is from RefSeq and is a predicted model, not a curated record.